Rhinocladiella mackenziei CBS 650.93 is the source of this 1527-nucleotide messenger RNA. RefSeq lists its product as uncharacterized. Gene Ontology annotation, molecular function: carbohydrate:proton symporter activity. The transcript is spliced from 6 exons. The coding region runs from base 1 to 1527 and encodes 508 amino acids. Gene Ontology annotation, biological process: carbohydrate transport; transmembrane transport. Gene Ontology annotation, cellular component: membrane. The record is from RefSeq and is a predicted model, not a curated record. Lineage: Eukaryota; Fungi; Ascomycota; Eurotiomycetes; Chaetothyriales; Herpotrichiellaceae.
AUGGCGACACACCCUGAUGAUGGAGGAAAGGCCCACGAGGCUGGAAACGCACACAGUACAGAAAUCGAGCUCUGCCAUAUCGAUACAGAGACCUCCCAAAUGGGGCAUCUGACCAACGAGGAAGAUCACCAAGAGACGAUCCUCCAGUCUCUUCAGCGACACCCUUGGCCGACGUUGUGGUGUGCGUACGGCGUGUGGGUUAUUCUAGCCACGGCUUUCGACUUUGCAGCUCCUUCUGCAGUCACUGGUAUUCCGGAAUUCCGCAAGGACUUCGGGUCUGCUUACGAUGGUAAUCACGCUCUCCCAGCGAAGUGGCAGUCCGCCUACAGUGGAGCACCGGUUGCUUCGCGUUGCAUCGGCAGCUUCGUUACAGGCUAUUUGGGAGAAAAAAUAGGCAAGAAACUCAUGCUCCUCAUCGGAUUCUCAUUAUCCUCAUUGUUCAUUGGCGGAUUCUCCAUUGGUAUCGGCCUCACGACGACUUUUAGUUACAUAGGUGAAAUUGCCCCGGUCGCCAUCCGUGGGAUCCUCACCGGCGCGAGCGCCGUCACCUUCGUGCUCGCGCAGCUGAUCGUGGCUCUAAUUGUUAACUACGAAGGCAGCCAGCCGACUCGAUGGGCAUAUCGUGGGCUCUUCCUUGGCCAAUACGUUAUCACUGCCAUUGCACUCGACAUCCUGCCAUUCAUGCCGGAGUCCCCAUAUUGGCUGGUUGCCCGCGGAAAAGAGGAAAAAGCAGCACGUUCCCUGAAACGGCUCGGGUAUAGCUCUUGGAAUAUUGCCAAGCGACUGGCCAACAUCAGGAUCACCCUUGAGGAGGCUAAAGACGAAACCUCACGCAGUUCGUAUCUUGAAUGCUUCAAAAAGUCCAACCUCCAUCGCACGAUGGUCGCUGUCUUGCCCAUUUGCAUCCAGAAUCUCGGCGGUGCUUACUUUAUCAUGGGCUAUCUCGUCUAUUACGCACAGCUUUCCGGCAAUGAGCUUCAAGAUCGGAAUUGCCGCCCAACGUUCGAACGCGUCGGCCGACGUCCUCUCAAUCUCUACGGAACUGGCCUUCUGACCGUCAUCCUUUGGAUCUGCGGUGGUCUUGCCAGCAAGACCGACAGUCCUUCAUGCCUCCGGGGGGCUAUCUCGAUGUUCAUGAUUUAUCUAGCCGUGUACAAUGCCACCAUUGGCUCUACUGCGUACACGGCCCUAAGCGAGGUAGCCACUCCUCGUCUCCGCAUCAUGACCGCAGCCAUUGAUGUCAUCCUCCAAAAUGCUAUAGUGUGUGUACCAACAUUUGUUAUUCCGUACAUUUUCAACCCGGACCAGGCGAACCUGGGAGGGAAAACGGUCUUCAUCUUCGGUGGUUUCAGCAUCCUUUCCACUGUUUACAUGUAUUUCUGUCACCCUGAAACUGCCGGUCGUAGUUUCGAGGAGAUUGAUGAGAUGUUCGUCAAGCGCGUUCCCGCCCGCAAGUUCGCUAUCUAUGAGACAGAGGCCGAGCUCAGAGGCAAAACGGACAGAGAAGAGCUUGAAGGAAAGUCUUAG